This is a messenger RNA of Chinchilla lanigera (long-tailed chinchilla), 8451 nucleotides long. RefSeq names its product stabilin 2 (gene Stab2). The transcript is spliced from 69 exons. Gene Ontology annotation, biological process: cell adhesion. Gene Ontology annotation, molecular function: calcium ion binding; hyaluronic acid binding. Bases 207 to 8012 code for a protein of 2601 amino acids. Lineage: Eukaryota; Metazoa; Chordata; Mammalia; Rodentia; Chinchillidae. The record is from RefSeq and is a predicted model, not a curated record.
GAUAGGAGCAAGACCUUGGACUUGCCGUUUUUCCUGUCUUGGCCAGGUCCCGUAGCACUUCUGGCUGCCCAACCCAGGAGAAGGAAAAGAUUUUAAAGUAAGCACUGAAAUGAGAAAGAUUUCGCUGGGCGGUCAACAAACGACAUUAGGCUAGACACAGGGCUCUGACAGGUGCCGGCACGGACAGGGGCAAGUGUGUCCUCAGCAUGCUGCAGUGCCUCGUGUUCAUGUUCCUUGGGUUGGUUUUACAAAAGUCCUGCUCCCUGACUGAAGCCACAGAACAGGGAAAGCGAUGUGAUAAGAAGUCUGUCCUCACAAUUAUGACCAAGUGUGAACCCUGCUGGCUUCAUUCUAAAACCACGUGCCCGGAUGGUUACAAGAAGAUCAUCAAUGGCUCUGUGGGAAUUCGAGAUUGCAGGUAUACCUUUAAGGUAGAUACGUACUCUCUGGCUCUCUCCGGAUGCCGACACAUCUGUAGGAAGAACUAUCUCCAACCGCAGUGCUGUCCAGGCUACUGGGGCCCAGACUGCAUGGAGUGCCCGGGAGGAGCGGAGUCACCCUGCAGUGGCCGGGGCAGCUGCGCAGAAGGUAUGGACGGAAGCGGAAACUGCUUCUGCCAAGAGGGCUUUGGUGGAACAGCCUGUGAAACCUGCGCCUAUGACUACUUAUUUGGACCCAACUGUUCCUCAGUGUGUAAGUGUGUACACGGUGUGUGCAACAGCGGCCUCCAAGGCGAUGGGAGCUGUGAGUGCUACUCUGCCUACACCGGCCCCAGCUGUGAUACACCUGUCCCUGAAUGUGAGGCCUUGCUCUGCCCAGAAAAUUCCAGAUGUUCACCUGUGAGUAAGGACGAAACAAAGCUAGAAUGCCGAUGCCUCCCCAACUAUGAAGGCGAUGGCCGAAACUGUGAACCCAUCAACCCAUGCUUGCAACGACCCUGCCACCCUAGCGCACGCUGCACAUACCUAGGACCAAACCAGUACAACUGCACAUGCGGAAAAGGCCAUGUCGGGGACGGCCGCGUGUGUCUUCCGGUGGACCCCUGCCAGACUGACUUCGGGAACUGCCCGCCCCAGUCUACAGUGUGCAAGUACGACUGGCCUGGGCAGUCUCACUGUGAGUGUAAGGAGCAUUACCACAACUUCGUGCCUGGGUUCGGCUGCAGCAUGACCAAUAUCUGCAAGUCUAAGAACCCAUGUCACAGGAAUGCAAACUGCACCAUGAUCGCACCAGGCCAGACCAAAUGCACCUGCCAGAACGGUUACGUGGGUGACGGCUUCAAGUGCUAUGGGAACAUCAUGGAGCGACUCCAAGAACUCAACACCGUGCCCCGGGGGAAAUGGCAAGGAAAGCUGACGUCAUUCAUCUCGCUGCUGGAUAAAGUGUAUGCCUGGCAACUAAGUACCCUGGGACCGUUCACCUUGCUGCUGCCCUCGGAAAGCGAGCCAACAGCAUUCAACGUCGAAGAGCUGCUGAAGGAUCCUACGGCUGCUCGGAACUUUGUGCAACUUCACAUCAUUGCCGGGCCGAUGGACACGGAGCAAAUGAACAGCACCGACACCUUCUACACCCUGACUGGGGCCCCAGGGAGGAUCUUCAAUCGGGACAAGGACAAUCAAAUAAAGCUUGAACUUCAUAAAGGCAAAAAGAAGGUAAAAAUUGUAGAGGGGAACAUCAUUGCUUCCAACGGGCUCAUACACAUCCUCGACACAGCCAUGGACAAGAUACAACCCACCUUUGAGAGCAACUCCAAGCAAACCAUAAUGGCCAUGAUACCAUCAAGAUACAGACAUUUCAGAACUUUUUUGGAGAAAACCAACUUGAAAAGUGCCUUAGACGGGCAAGGGCCUGGUGGGCCAUACACCGUUUUUGUUCCAAGUGAUGAAGCACUGAACAACCUGAAGGAUGGUGCUCUUCAUUACCUUCUUUCUCCUGAGGGCUCUCCCAAGCUUCUGGAACUCGUCCGAUACCACAUUGUCCCGUCGACUCAGUUGGAAGUGGCCAUCCUCAUCACAAAGCUGGAGACCAGGACCAUGGCCAACCAGAUCAUACAGUUCAACGUCACCGACAACGGACGGAUUCUGGCGAACAAUGUGACCAUAGAAGACAUUGAGGUCACUGCGAAAAAUGGCCAAAUUUACACGCUGGCUGGCGUUCUCAUUCCGCCCUCCAUUGUCCCCAUCCUGCCCCACCGAUGCGACGAAAUGAAGAGUGAGAUGAGACUGGGCUCCUGUGUGAACUGUAUGCUGAAGUCUCAGAGUAAAUGUCCUGCUGACACUGAGCCCACAGAGAUCUUCACAGACAAAUGCAUCUACAGCAGCAGAACCGGGAACACGAAGAAUGGCUGUGCCAGACACUGCAAUGCCACCGUGCGGAUAACAAAAUGCUGCAAAGGCUUCUUCGGGCCCUAUUGCAACCAGUGUCCUGGAGGCUUCCGGAAUCCAUGCUCAGGAAACGGACAGUGUGCAGACGGAGUCCAUGGCAAUGGGACGUGUACUUGCAAGGAUGGCUUCAGUGGCUCCAGAUGUCAGUUCUGCUCUGACCCUAAUAAAUAUGGACCUCAGUGUGACAAAAAGUGCCCGUGCCUUCUGGGGACCUGCGACAACAGGGUGGACAGCAAUGGGGCCUGCCUGGCUGGCACUUGCCAGGGCAGCGCAUGGGGGAAAUUCUGUAACCGCAAGUUCCAGGACUGUGGACUCCUUGCGCAUUUCUGUCACGUCCACGCCACCUGCGAAUUAGAACCUCACACAAUCAGGCUACGUCGGGCCAGAGACAAUGUUUCCACGGUUUAUAGGCCCAUAGCAGAGCGUCUCAAGGAAUUAAGGCUCCCCUCGGUGAACCAGACAGAAAAGUUUGUGAUCAGGACGGGCCCACACCACUCUAAGUCACUCAGCCUUCCCUUCAGCUUCUGCGUCUGCAAGGAUGGCUACGAAGGCAACGGCCUCGAGUGUUUCGAGAAGAACCCUUGCGCAGAGCCAGACCGGGGAGGCUGCAGCCAGAACGCCGAAUGCAUCAAAACCGGCCCCGGGACACACACCUGCGUGUGCCAGCCCGGCUGGACAGGCUCCGGCAGGGACUGCGCGGAGAUCAACCCCUGCCUGCAGCCGAGCCAGGGCGGCUGCCACAGGGACGCCACCUGUCUGUACGUGGGCCCGGGCCAGAACGAAUGCGAGUGUCAGAAAGGAUUUCGAGGAAAUGGGAUUGACUGCGAACCCACCAUUGCCUGCUUGGAUGAAUUCGAUAAAUGUCACCCACUGGCGACCUGCCAAGCUGUGGCCUCUGGCGUGUGGGACUGUGUCUGCCUGUAUGGCUACAAAGGGGACGGCAUCCUGUGCUACGGCAGCGCGGCCAUUGAGCUGUUAUUUCUCUUCGAAGCAGUUACCUUUACCAGCUGGGUCCAUAAGGCUUCUCUGCAAACCAUGCUGUCUACCUCCUCAAACUUCACCAUCCUGGUGCCGUCCCAGCAAGCUGUUGAGGACAUGGACCAAGACGCAAAGAACUUCUGGUUGUCACGGAGCACUAUCCCAGUCCUAAUAAAAUACCAUAUACUCCUAGGGACCUACAGUGUGACAGAUCUGCACAGCCUGCCGUCUUCUCACAUGCUGGCCACCUCUCUGCAGGGCAGCUUCCUUUGCCUGCAGAAGGCAGACGGGAAUGUCACCAUCGGAGGUGCGACUAUCAUCGACGGCGACAUUGCAGCCACCAAUGGCGUGAUUCACAUCAUCAACAAGGUGCUGGUCCCCCCAAGAAGUCAAAGUGGCAUCUUACCAAACCUGCUUACCCGGCUGGACCAGAUGCCUGACUACUCCAUCUUCCGGGGCUACAUCAUUCACUAUAAUCUGGCAAAUGUCAUUGAAGCUGCUGAUGCUUACACGGUAUUUGCCCCGAACAAUGCCGCCAUCGAGAAUUACACCAGAGAGAAGAAGGUCACCACUCUGGAGGAAGACACGCUCCGCUAUCACGUGGUCCUGAAGGAGAAGCUCCUGAAGAAUGACCUGCGCAACGGCAUGCACAGGGAGACCAUGCUGGGGCCCUCCUACCUGCUUGGCUUCUUUCUGCGCAAUGACCAGCUCUAUGUAAAUGAGGCUCCAAUAAACUACACCAAUGUAGCCACUGACAAGGGAGUGAUCCAUGGCUUGGAGACAGUUCUAGAAAUUCAGAAGAACAGAUGUGAUAACAAGAAGACCAAUGUUGUACGGGGAACGUGUGGAAAGUGUCCCCAGCCACCCAUCUGCCCACCUGGAACCAAACUGUUAGGCAACGAGACAAGCAAGUGCAUCUUCAGCUUUUACUUCAUGGGGAGACGCUCCGUGCUCAUCGGGUGCCGGCCGAUGUGUGUGAGAGUGCUCAUCACACGUGCCUGCUGCGCCGGCUUCUUUGGGCCACAGUGCCAGGCCUGCCCCGGGCAGCGCGGGGGCGCGUGCUUCGGGAACGGCAUCUGCAUGGACGGGGUGAACGGCACGGGCACGUGUAAGUGCAGCCCCGGCUUCAACGGCACGGCCUGCGAGACCUGCGCUGACGGCAAGUACGGCGUCCACUGCGACCAAGAGUGUUCUUGUGUCCACGGGAGAUGCAACCAGGGACCCUCGGGUGACGGCUCCUGCGACUGUUACGUGGGUUGGCGGGGCGUAAGAUGCGACAGCGCCAUUACAGAGGACAGGUGCAACGGGACGUGCCACACCAGUGCCAACUGCCUUCUCAGCCCGGAUGGCAAGACCUUGUGCAGAUGUGCAGCUGGAUUCCAGGGGAACGGGACCGUCUGCAAAGCCAUCAAUGCCUGCGAGACCAGACACGGAGGCUGCUCGCCCAAGGCUGACUGUAAAAGAACCUCCCCAGGAAACCGGGUGUGCGUGUGCAAGGCAGGCUACACUGGCGAUGGCAUCGUGUGCCUCGAAAUCAACCCAUGCUUGGAGAACCACGGUGGCUGUGACGGGAACGCCGAGUGCACACACACAGGACCCAAUCAGGCUGUCUGCAACUGUUUGCCCACUUACACCGGCGACGGGAAGGCCUGCACCCUCCUCAGCGUCUGCCUGACCAAAAAUGGCGGCUGUAGCCCAAAUGCCAUCUGCAACCAAACGGGGACAGGUGAGAGGACUUGUACCUGCAAGCAGAACUACACCGGGGACGGGCUCACCUGCCGGGGCUCCAUCUAUGAGGAGCUCCCCAAAGACCCCCAAACCUCCCAGUAUUUCUUCCAGCUGCAGGAGCACGAGGUCCGAGAGCUGGCCAGGCCGGGCCCCUUCACGGUGUUCGUGCCUGCAUCCGCAGCCUUCAAUGUGGAGCCCCAGAUUAAAGACUGGGACAGACAGGGCCUCAUGCCCCAGGUUCUCCGGUACCACGUGGUGGCCUGCCACCAGCUGCUUCUGGAAAACAUGAAACUGACCCCAAAUGUCACUUCCCUCCAAGGAGAGCCGAUCGUCAUCUCAGUCUCUCAGGACACAGUAUACAUAAACAAUAAGGCUAAGAUCAUAUCCAGUAACAUCAUCAGUACGAAUGGAGUCGUCCAUGUCAUAGACAAGCUGCUGUCUCCUCAGAACUUGCUCGUCACCCCCCGCGAUGCCUCGGGAAGGAUCCUGCAAAACCUUACAACGGUGGCAACAAACAAUGGCUACAGACGAUUUAGCAAACUGCUACAGGACUCGGGCUUGCUGAGCGUCAUCACCAACCCCAUCCACACGCCCGUCACUGUGUUCUGGCCCACGGACCAAGCCCUGCAAGCCCUGCCCCAGGAACAACAGAAUCUCCUGUUCAACCAGAACAAGGACAAGCUGAAUGAGUAUUUGAAGUUCCACGUGAUCCGAGAUUCCAAGGUGUUAGCUGCGGAUCUCCCCAGGUCCGCUUCCUGGAAGACCCUGCAAGGCGCGGGGCUGAGCGUGCAGUGCGGAGCGGGCAGUGACAUCGGUGAGCUCUUCCUAAACAACCAAAUGUGCAGGAUCGUACAGCGGGAGCUGCUGUUUGACCUGGGUGUGGCCUACGGCAUUGACUGUCUCCUGAGGGACCCCACCGUGGGAGGCCGCUGUAACAACUUUGCAGUUUAUAGUACCACGGGAAACUGCGGGAGCUGCCUCAGUACCCCCAGAUGCCCACGGGGGACCAAGCCGCAGGGCAUGAAGAUCAAAUGUUUGUGGGCCAUGCUGCCCUUCAGGCCGCCCGUGGAAGGCUGCAAGAACAAGUGCGCCUUGGCGGUCCAGCUGCAUAUGUGCUGCAAGGGCUACUUCCUGCCAGACUGUCAGGCCUGUCCUGGAGGACCCGACACCCCGUGCAACAACCGCGGCACCUGCCUCGAGUGGUACUCGGCCAAGGGACAGUGUCGCUGUGACACCGGCUUCAACGGGACGGCGUGUGAGCUGUGCGGGCCGGGGCGGUUCGGGCCGGACUGCCAGCCCUGUGGCUGCUCCGAGCAUGGACAGUGCGACGAGGGGAUCCUGGGCUCCGGGCAGUGCCUCUGCGACAGCGGGUGGACGGGCCGCCUCUGCAACACACGAGCAGCUGUGUCCCCAGUGUGCACACCUCCCUGUUCCGCUCACGCCACCUGUGUGGAGAACAACACGUGUGAGUGUAACCUGAAUUAUGAAGGUGAUGGAAUAACGUGCACAGUUGUGAAUUUCUGCAAACAGAACAACGGGGGCUGUGCCAACAUCGCCCAGUGCUCCCAGAAGGGCACCAAGGUCUCUUGCAGCUGCCCGAAGGGCUACCAGGGAGAUGGCCACAGCUGUAUGGAGAUAGACCCCUGCACGGACGGCCUCAACGGGGGCUGCCACGAGCAUGCCACCUGCACGAUGACUGGUCCGGGCAAGCACAGGUGUGAGUGUAAGAGCCACUACGUCGGGGACGGGCUGGACUGUGAGCCCGAGCGGCUGCCCCUGGACCGCUGCCUUCAGGACAACGGGCACUGCCAUGCAGACGCGGACUGCACCGACCUCCACUUCCAGGAUACCACGGUUGGGGUGUUCCACAUCCGCUCCCCGGUGGGCCAGUACAAGCUGACCUUUGACAAAGCCAGAGUGGCCUGUGCCAAUGAAGCUGCAACCCUGGCCACCUAUAACCAGCUCUCCUAUGCCCAGAAGGCUGGGUAUCACCUCUGUUCGGCGGGCUGGCUGGACAGUGGGCGCGUUGCCUACCCCACAGCCUAUGCCUCCCAGAACUGUGGCAGAAACGUUGUGGGGAUCGUGGACUACGGGCUCAGACCCAACAAGAGCGAGAUGUGGGAUGUCUUCUGCUACCGCAUGAAAGAUGUGAACUGCACCUGCAAGGCGGGCUACGUGGGAGACGGCUUCUCGUGCAGUGGGAACCUGCUGCAGGUCCUGAUGUCCUUACCCUUGCUCAAGAACUUCCUGACGGAGGUGCUAGCCUACUCCAACCGCUCAGCCCGAGGCCGGGCAUUUCUGAGGCACCUGACGGACCUGUCCAUCCACAGCACGCUCUUCGUACCACUCAACAGUGAGCUGGGGGGCAACGAGACCCUGUCUGGGCGAGAUAUCGAGUACCACCUCAUCACUGUCAGCACGGUCUUUUACGAUGACCUUGUCAAUGGCACCACCCUGCAGACUAGGCUGGGAAGCCAGCUGCUCAUCACCUCCGACCGUGACCAGAUCAGUCUGAACGAGACCAGGUUUGUGGAUGGAAGAGCCAUUGUGCUGUGGGACAUCUUUGCCAGCAAUGGAAUCAUCCACAUUAUUUCCAGGCCUUUAAAGGCACCUCCUGCCCCAGCGACUUCGACCCACGCUGGCUUGGGGACAGGGAUCUUCUUUGGCAUCAUCCUGGUCGCUGCAGCAAUCGCUUUGGCUGUCUAUUCUUAUUUCCGGCUAACCCACAGAGCCAUUGGCUUCCAACGUUUUGAGUCAGAAGAGGAUAUCAACUUCGCAGCCCUCGGGAAGCAGCGCCCAGAGAACAUCUCGAACCCCAUGUACAACAGCAGGAGCGUGGCGCCUCCCCCGGCUCCCUGUGACCCCCUCGGCCCCCUCGAGGAGCUGGACAGCAGCGACCUCCUGGGGACCGGGGCGCUGUGAGGGUCCCAUGGGAGCAUCCGGCCAUCAGCCACCGCCAUCGGGGCUGUGGGAGCCUCAGGACGGCCCUCAACUCUGAACCCUCGGAGCCGGCAGCCUCGUGGGGACGCAGCGGCUCGGCAUUUCAGAGUAUGACGUGCUCACCAGCGGCACCUCAUCUCUCGGGUGCAGCUGGGGGCUGUCUCGUCUCUGUGCAUGAAGGACCCAGGACUAAGUGGCCCCCAGCGGACCAUGCCCCCCACUGAGCCCUUCCUUCCCACCGUCAGAUGUCGCUUACUACAUUCCGCCCCACAGCCUGGGCAGCUGUGGUCUCACUGCCCUGCUGGACUGUAAGCUCCUCAAGGUGGGGCUCGCCCCGCUUGCUUUGUAUCCCAGCACCCGGCACUGGAGAUGUGCUCAGUGAUGUUUAUGAAACAGAAAUAAAGCCAAAAACAAAUCCAAA